Messenger RNA from Dreissena polymorpha, 3157 nucleotides. RefSeq lists its product as uncharacterized. Lineage: Eukaryota; Metazoa; Mollusca; Bivalvia; Myida; Dreissenidae. The transcript is spliced from 8 exons. The coding region runs from base 114 to 3134 and encodes 1006 amino acids. The record is from RefSeq and is a predicted model, not a curated record.
GCAAACGGGAUGACUGUCAUGGCGUCGCACGGAGGCUAAAAAUCGGAAUAUAAACAAAAGACAAAAAAACAAAAAAAUGUAAAAAGAGUUAACUGAAAACCACGAAGUGAAAGAUGAUAUCCAAGAUGUUGGUCUGGGUGGCAGUUGUCAUGGUGAUACCAAUAGUCACCUUGGGUCAGAAGAAGGAUUAUUACAUGGAUAAUACUCAGGACUGCGGGAAAAUCGGUACUGAAACUAUUGCAGAUGGGGUAAUUGUGAACAUUUACGCAAAAACUGGCAGCGGAAAUCCACAGCAGGGCAGCUGCACUAUGAACUUCAUGGCUGCCACUACAGAUGCUACCCUACGGGUGGAGUUCCCAUCCUUCAACAUCCAGAGCUGUCAGGUCUUCCUGCAGCUCUCCGGAGGCGGCAGCUUUCAAGAGUAUAAAUGUGGAGACACCCCUAGUUCGUAUUUCUCCAUUGGUCGUACUGUGGGAAUCACACUGAGCAGACGGGACCAGUCCACUGCCUAUAGCUUCACCCUCAAUGUGAUACCGGUGCCAAGGGACAGGUUCCCUCCAGCCUCUGAUUCCAACCCUGCAUCAGUGGGUCUCAUAGCUGGCCUGGUGGGCUCCAUAUUCGGGCUCAUCUUUAUAGCGUCCUGUAUAGGUGUGUGCUGCUUCCGCAAAUACAAAGCCCGUGGGUCGUCAAAGAGUCCCUAUCUUUAUGAGUCAAACAAGAAGAACGUCGAUAAUGAUGAACUUAAUAACAGUGCAAGUGUUGGUUACACAAACGAGAGUCUAAAUGGUUCACCAUUCUCCAAGAAGAAGCUUCUUGCUCACUCGUCCGACAGCAGUGAAGAGAACAAAGAUUUGCGGGCACCCAAGAGGGAGUUUAAGAGUAGGUUCAAUAGGGAAAAUACAGCAGGAAAUGGUGAGAACACUAAAAAUGGGAGUGCGUUUGUGAUCCCACCGGCACCCCCAGCCCCUAAACUGGACAUUCCGAAUGGUAGACGGGGGUCUUCCAGUGAGGAAAAUAGGGACGUGUUUGGAUCUCAGGAACGGGGCAUUGAUGUGGAGGUACGACCUAAAAACCCUCUGUUAGGAGCUUUAAAAAGCAAUCCAAAGUUUCAGAAUACAUUCAGCUCUACCGAGCGUGACGCUGAAGAAAGAGCAAAAAGGAUUUCAUCAUCAUCUUCCUUUGAAAAGCUGGGCGAGGCCCCAAGGCCUCCUGCGAGUAACACCACAGCAGCCAAGCCAAGUCUUCCAGCAGUUCCAAAAUCUCCCAAAGGAAGGAAGCCUAAAACUGCAGGGAUUCAGCGCGCCCCUCGGCCCCUGUCCAUGUCAGAUGAGGAAGUGGCACAGAUUGAGAGGGGACUGCCAAAGGACGGUCAGGACCCAAAUAUCAAAGUUCUCCAUGACAACAGUACAUCUUCUUCAUCAAGCGAAAUUGUGCCAAUCAGUGUGAAAAACAAUGCAAACGAGAAGCGUAAACCAGACACUAAGCAUGGUUUAAGGCCGGACAGGACUGCUAAGGGAAAGAAACAACAAACACAAUCAGUGUCAAGUUAUCUUGACCCAGAUCCUGUGCUCAGUCAGCGGGGCCUUGCUAAAGACCGGCUGCAGUCGACAGACGGGGAGUCAGAGAGGCCCAGGAAUCAGAAGGACAGGACUGUGGAACAAAACAGAGAGCCGCGUGAACCUUUUGAGAAGAUGGGGGCGGGACGAUACAGCAAGGGGAAAGGUCGAAAAUCUCCACGUCCUGGCAAAGGCUCAGGUCGUGGGUUCAGCCAUCGUAGAGGUCGAAGUGCUGACAGGUUGGACCAGCGUCCCACAACACCAUUGAGCAGCUUUGGAUCCAUGGAAGACCUGGAAUCACUUCCACAACUUCAAAGAGCCAGCUCAAAGUCGUCCCUAUACUCCUCUCGAUCGUCGCUGUAUGACCGGCGCAGACGGCGGAAAGGUUCGACCGGGUCAUACGUGAGUUACCGCGACGACAUCUCGGUGGGCAAGUUCUCCGACGAGGAAGACUCUGACGAUGGCUAUGUGAAACCACUGAGUCGGAUGGAUAAAGAGAGGAUGUAUCGCUCAGACAACGACCUUGGCAGACGAAAGGGAAAGGAGAUUGCCACACAGACAUUGAGAGAGACUGCAACUCAGACUGGGGACGCUGUAGCAGUGAGUGUAGAGAAUAAGUUAUUUUUUACUAAGAAAAAGAAAAGGUCAAGGAAUGUAAGUAGUUCAGGUACACAGACUACAAAGAAAGAUCCGAAAGAGGCUAAACUGCGAUCGAAGUCCACUGAUCAGAUAAAAGAGAAAGAUAAGGUGGUUACAGAGAAAGACAAAAAAAUAGUUGAAGACAAUAAUAAUGUGAUUACUGACAAAGAGAAAAAGGAGACUAAGAACCGCAAGACUAAGCGUGCUAAGAGUGUGAAUGCCCUCGAUACUGAGGAGGAUGAAGUGGAUAUGGUGAAACCCAAACCAAAACCUAAACCCCGCAAAUCAACAAGCGCUAACACUAUACUUGAUGAUUUGCCUAAAAGUGCUUCUCAGGGGAAUUUAGCGGAUCCUAACCUCAAUCUGUACAACCCAGGAAUGGAAAGAUUUCAGCCCCAGCAAGUGCCAGUAGGCUAUCCUGCAGCUCCAGGCAUGCAGCCGACUGGUUACCCGGGGCAACCAGGGGUUACUAUGCAACCACCAUAUCCCAUGUAUCCACCACCAAGUUACCCAGCAACCCAGUACCCACCUCAGACAAUGGUUAACGUGCCUGUGCAUGUUCCCAAACAGAGGAACAAAUCUAACUGGGAAAUGUUGUGUGAGAUGACCGAUGGACAAAAAGCGAGGGAUGAGUUUGCUGAGACUGGAUCAGUGGCAAGCUCUGUGUUCACAAACAAUCCAGCAUAUGGUAACCCCCCUGGAAACCCUUACUAUGGAAACCAGCAGUUUUACAACUAUCCUGUCCCGCCAGGACCCAUACAGCAGCCCAUCAGACACGUCAGCAGUAAUCCAGAGUAUGAAAAUGCUUACACGAGGGCAAAGAGUAAUGAAAAUACAGACUUAAGGGCAGGGCCAACAUCAAAAUUGCAGCCAACUCAGAAAUCUCAACACAGCAGUGGAAGUGGAAGUAGUAAUAGUAAAGCAGAAAGUAUUGUAUAAAUGUGCAAUGUUCAUAAUUAUUU